Molecule: messenger RNA, 369 nt
Organism: Orycteropus afer afer
Lineage: Eukaryota; Metazoa; Chordata; Mammalia; Tubulidentata; Orycteropodidae
Gene: TEN1
Product: TEN1 subunit of CST complex
Exons: 3
Coding region: 1-369 (122 amino acids)
Biological process (GO): negative regulation of telomere maintenance via telomerase
Cellular component (GO): CST complex
Molecular function (GO): single-stranded DNA binding; telomerase inhibitor activity; telomeric repeat DNA binding
Source: RefSeq, a predicted model, not a curated record
AUGAUGCUGCCCAGACCUGGGGUCUAUCACUUCCCAUGGGAGGUCAGUGCUGGCCAGGUUCCUGACGGGGGCUCGCUGAGAACAUUUGGCAGGUUGGGCCUCUACGACAUGAUCCAGUCCAGAGUCACCCUGACGGCUCAGCACGGAGCUGAUCAGCACCAGGUCCUGGUCUGUACCAAGCUGGUGGAGCCAUUCCAAGCCCAGGUGGGCUCCUUGUACAUGGUCCUCGGGGAGCUCGAGCACCAGAAGGAUGGAGGUGCCGUGGUGAAGGCCCGGGUGCUGACCUGUGUGGAAGGGAUGAAUGUACCCUUGUUGGAACGAGCCAUCCGGGAGGAGAGGAUGUACCAGCAAGAGCGGGGCAGCAGCUGA